Molecule: messenger RNA, 6338 nt
Organism: Homalodisca vitripennis (glassy-winged sharpshooter)
Lineage: Eukaryota; Metazoa; Arthropoda; Insecta; Hemiptera; Cicadellidae
Product: ataxin-2-like protein
Exons: 2
Coding region: 371-2821 (816 amino acids)
Biological process (GO): cytoplasmic stress granule assembly
Cellular component (GO): cytoplasmic stress granule
Molecular function (GO): RNA binding
Source: RefSeq, a predicted model, not a curated record
GCCAUUUUGUGUGAAACUGAAACUUGUGUUUCUGUUGAAUCGUUAAGGUUAAGUGAGAGUGUAGUAUAUUUAAAUUAUAAUCACGUUUGCAUAAAUUUUCAAUAUAUUUGAAGUGAACCAGCGUUCUUGUUGUCAAAGAAACAAGAUUUACUCCAGAAGACCUCUGUUGAGUGCACCGAGUGGAAAAGAAGAGAACAUUGGACUAAAGUAUGUUCUUCAGUGCUUCUCGGGAACAGAUGUGUGCAUUUUGAACUUUAUAGCUAUUUUUGUGAACUUUAGUAUUUAGUAAUUUAAAGUUUAAUUUACCAAAAUUCCGGUCCCUGUAGCAAAAGUGGAGGGUGCCCAUUCCGGCAAGUCGAGGGAGGGGAAGAUGACCAAGCAGAGCCGUGGCAAUGCUAGUCGGGCCCCUCGAAUAAGGGGCCCAGAGCGAAAUAAUGUGGCAGCUAAAGGCGUUUAUAAUAAUGCUUCAUUCAUGCACUCUGCCACAUCCCUGGUCGGGAACACGGUCCAGAUACAAACACAGAACGGUUCCAUGUAUGAAGGAAUAUUCAAAACAUUCUCGACACAAUUUGAUGUUGUUUUAGAGGUAGCACACAAAGUGAAUCCAUUGGAUCCAGCACAGAUCAAUGUUGAAAAUGUAGUUGACACUUUAAUUUUUAAGCCCAAUGAUAUUAUUAUUAUGGAAGCAAUAAAUGUUGAUCUAGAAUAUGCGACAAGGGACACAUUUCAAACUGACACCGCUAUCAGUAAGUUCAAUGGACAAAUUGGUGAAAAAGAGCUGGAACCAUGGGAGGAAUCCACAAGCAAUGGAGAUGAUUACGAUUUGAAUGGUGCGACAGUGAACGGUUGGGAUGUCAACGAUAUGUUCAAAAAGAAUGAGCAAGCUUAUGGUGUAACUUCUACUUUUGACCAAUCGCUGCAAGGUUAUACUGUACCUUUACAAAAACAAGAUACCAAAGAGUUUAAGGAAGCCGAGGCAAAAGCUGCACAGAUCGCAAAUGAAAUAGAAAAUAACCCAAAUUACAAAGCGAGAAUUGAAUUAGAGAAUGGAGAUGAAGAAGAAAGGUUUGCAGCAGUCUCCCGACCAAUGGACACGACUAAUGAUGCAAGUAAACCAUAUAUGCCACCUGCCAAAAGGAAACACCAACAGGCUGGGAAGUUUGUAAGAAGCAAUCCCCCAUCACAGCCUGUAAUGUCACAGCCUCCUGUAAAACCCCCUCAUUCAUCUUCACUUCCAAAAUCACCGUUGUCUCAACAUAAUCCUCCACCAUUCCAGCAACAACCUCCCCCUCAACCACCAGCACCAAUGCGUCAACCCCCGCCAAACAAACCUCUAGUUCAAUCUCCUGUAACUACAGUUCCCUCCCCGGUAUCAUAUCCAACAAACCAGCAGCCCUUACCUCAGCGUGAGCAACGGAUCAACAGACAGAUGGAUCAGCAGAUUUCAAAAUCACAGAAGCCUCCACCUGGAUUGAGAACAGGCAGAGGGUAUCCGCCACCAGACAAUAACAGCAAUAUUGCUCCAAGGUAUCAGACUAAUGGAGAUGCAGAAAUGAGGAGUAGUCCUGCAACUACACCUUCAGACUCUAAACCACCACUGCCCAUGCCCCACAGCACUCACGUGAGACCUCCAGGCCCUCCCAUACCACACCCACAGGUUGUAGAACAUCCUCUUCCUCCCAAUUCACCCCAAGUGCUCUGCCACCCCCCACCAUUCACAAUGACUGCCCAACCUCCCAUGAUGCAACCUGUAGUAGAACAACGGAAAUCCCCAGUUACUGAUCAGCCUCCUCCUACCAAUCACCGCAAACCACCUAGACCUCGUGAUGACACUCUAACUGAGUUGAAAAAAUUUGGCAGUGACUUUAAACUGGCUGAUGUUAAUACAGAUGAUAACAAAAUGCAUACAAUUGUGGUGCUAAAUGAACCAGAACAAGUUAUGACAGAAAAUAAGGAACAGAAUAAUGAAGUGGAUAAAGUGUCUUCGACAUUGAAAAAAUCUACACUCAAUCCUAAUGCUAAAGAGUUUAAACCUUUCACUCCUCGUUCUCCGAGUACACCUACUCCUUCAAGGCCACACACACCGCAGACUCCCAAUUAUGGGCCGAGUCCAGCUCUGCCAAACAUGGUGGUGCCGGCAACCUACGUGGUAACUGGCCAACCGACCUUCAAUGCUACACCAAACCAGGGUCAUCGCUACCGCAAGGUACCAAUGCCUGUUUCACAUCGCCCAGACCUAUCACAGCAGAUGCAAGUGGCUGCCGCCACUGGACAACCACUUCUCGCCCCCGUUCCCAUGGGCACGCACUUCACCGUGCCUUACACUCCGCAGCGCCACCUCGCCCCCCAGUCCUACCAGCAGAUGAUGAUGCACAUGAUGGCUCAGCAAGGUGGUGGAAUAGUGCCUUUAGUCCCCACUUCUAUCAACUACCACCACGAGUCGCCUACCCAGCAAGGCCCGCAACUGCAAUACAUGAGUCCCGCAGGGAUGGCUCCUCCGCAUCCUCAUCAUCUUCACCCGCACGCUCAUCCAGCACCCAACACGGCCCCUUCUCCUGGGCAGACUUCUGGCUACCCUCCGUCUCCUGCCAGCAACUAUCCACAGCCCUUGCCUCCACCACCGCACCCGCCUAACGCUCCACCCACUCAUGCCUACCCCAUCAUGUGUCUGCCCACCCAGCCUGCUCCUAACGGACCCCAUACUCCUCACCACAUGAUGGCGGCAGCGCAGCAGUACAUCCAUCAUCACCAUCAACACCCACAAGACGUCAACCAGCAGCCUCCAUCCCACAUUCAGGUCCUUGUUCCACACAACCAAUGAUGAGAGAAAUAGCGCUGCAAUUAGUAAAUACUCAUAGAUCGUAAAUGCUGGAAUUUUCAGUUUUUAUUGAGAUCUUGCUGCAUGGCUUCAAACCCAACCCCCUGUUACAUUGAGGUAAAAAAUUUAUCAGAAUUGGCAACGAUUUAUAAAGUGAAUUCCCAAGUGAUAUUUACAAAUGAAUGACGUCACAUCAAGUGAAUGUAGAAAAUUAACUGUGGAAGUUAAAAUUAAUUAAAAAGAGCCUAACUUAAAAACUACAUUUACAUAAUGACAAAAACACAAGAAUCCAAGCAAAAGCAAGUCUUUUAUUUUUUAUCAGAAAAGGCUAUAUAUAUAUUUAUUUAAAAUGUUGCUUUAUCAUGUAACAAACAACAAUUAUAUGUCGAGAUCUGCAAAGUUCUUUUAAAGUUGAAAAAUAGUUUAUAUUCUGAUGAGUAAAUAACAUUUUAAACUUUAACUUAUUAGAAAUAAAUAAUGAUUUAUAUUCAGCCUCAAAGCCAUAAAAUCUAGUGUGGAAUUUGUUGUAAUUACUAAAGAUUUAUGAAAUAUAACUUGGGAAUAAAUACAACAGUAUUAAGUUAGGCCAUGUUACCAUCCACAGGGACAUUGUCCAUUCUUUAGUUUGUAUCUUGUUGAGGUCAAACAACGAUUAUGUGUAUUGUACUCUUAUUACAAGAAGAAGCAAUAAAUGGUGUAAAAUUUUUUUAAAGUUAAAAAGUUAUUUUUUCAAAAGGCAUUGUCUGAAUAUUCUUAAUAUAAUGCAUUGCCUUUAUAUUAGCUUGACAAUCAUUUCAAAAUGUUUUAUUGGCAAAGAAUUGAUGCCAUGCAAUAAAUAAAAUAAUUCAUCAUCUCUGUUAAAACAAAAUGGCUCUUAUAUAAGCAAAGUUGUAUUAAAAUUCACAUACUCUUCCUUUUUUAUUACUUGAAUGCAGCUGAAUUAAAACCAGAGAUGGUUGAUGUCAUUUUGACAAAAUUGUAAUGAAUUCCCUCUCCUUUACCCCCUCAAAAGCAAAACAACAACAAAUAAUCUAAGUUGUAUUUAUAUAUCCUUAAAAUUAUUUUUCUUGUAGUUUUGUUAUCUUCUGUGGUUGUUAUAAUAUUUUUACUGUACUUUGUAUUAUUUUGUUUGUAAUUACUUUCAAAAAAUUUUUAGUAAAUUUUGAUAAUUAAAUGAAUUAAUAAAAUGUUGGUAACUGUAAACACAUAUAUACAUGCUUACAUAAGCUAACAACCGUCAAGAUAUAUGAUGGAUUUGUUGUAAUAAAACAUAAUUUAAUCAAUGAUUUUAAAUUUAUUAUUUCAUUAUUGUUAACUUCAACACUAUUGUUUAAUGUUAAAAAAAGAAACAGUAAAACCUAUUUAUUAUGUAUAGUUUUUGUAUUAAAUAAUUUCAGCAGAAUUGUAUUUUCAGUAAUCAGGACGUUUUCACUGAACUUUUAUUUUGCUGAAAUGUGUUUUGAAAUACAUUAAUUCAAAGUCAAAUUUAGCAUGUAUAUUUUGUAAAAGGUUUUGUAAUUGAAAGUAUAAUAUUAAAGUUAAUCUUGAAAUAAAAUUUAAAAACCAUUGUUAAAAGACAGUGUUUACUUUAUUAUAAUUACUAAGCCAAGUAAAAUAUUUAAUACCGUUUUUAUACAGAGUUACAACUAAUUUGAAUUAAUUCUUUAGGGAACAUAACACUCUAAGAUUGAUCAAAUAUCCAAGUUAAGUAAUAAAUAAAAUAUUGUCUUUAUAUACAUUAAUGUUUUACAGAAACUGUAGUUUUUACAAAUUCACUUAAUUUGAAUAGAUAACAAAAUCCAUAAUUUGGGUCUUAAAUUAAAUUAAAUUUUUAGAGCUGUUGCACUUUUCCACUAUUUAAUAUGAGUCUUUAUAUAUUUAACUAAACUAUCUUACUUUUUGUUAGACUCAAAUAGGUAUAUAAUAAAUAAUUGUUAUACAGACAUAGGCUAUUGUGCAUUUGAUAUGUUUAAAAAUACUAACUGGGGAUUAAUUUCCAUUAAGCUUAUGAGAAUUCAAUAACCGAGCAUAUACAACAAGUCAUGGUGGUUAAUGUCUAUAAUGAGACUAGAAAUAUUUCUUGUUGACUGGAAAACUGGCUAUUAUGUGAUAGUUAAACUGCAUAAACUUCUCUGUCUUCUUAAGUAAGGCUUAUUUUAUAUAUAUGUUUGUGAUAAAAGUAGACUAGAUAUUUGUAAAAGCUAUAAGCAACCAAGUUUUGACAUUUUUUACUUUGCGCAGUUACCAAAAAUGUCUCUUUCAAACAUUCUGGUCACUAAAUUUCUGAUUACAGUUAUUUUUGUAAGCUUUGUACAAACUCCAUUCAGUAGGCUUUAUUUUUUAUUUCCUGCAGUUAUGUAACAUAAACUUUUGAAGGGCCUACGUAAUAUUCUGCAGAACAUUAUAAUACCAUUAUAUUUAUUGUCAAUUAGUGUACAAGUAUAUAAAUACAAUAAUACUAUCGUUCGUUAUUGCGAGGUGUGAUGUUUCAGACAUUACUAAGAGAAUUUUACAAACAAUGAAACAAAAAAUUAAAUACACAUUGAAUAUGAAGUGAGCACAUUGUACGGUACAGGUAUAUAAGUGUUUGGUCCUCCGUGUAAACAUACCAGUAUUGGUAACAGGUAAUACAGCCAUAUUAUGUUGGUGAUACAUUUUGAUAAAUAAUUUUAGAUACAUUGUUAAUUUAUACAUACAAUUUAUGUAUAUAUCAUCUCGAGCAUAUACCUACAUGAGUCCACUUUGACAUGAAUAACUAACUUGAUUUCAAGAAUAAAUUCAUAUUUAUUAAAAUUUUGUCACCAUGAAUUGAAACUUACACAUUUUACUUAGCUGCAGUAAAAAGAUUUUUAUUGACUUAAACAGAUUGAAAACGUUCAGAUAAACUUAGGGAGUUUUCAAAAACUUGUAAUAUUGAGCUUUUUAAUGUUUUGUUAAUUUAUUUAUUACAUAUUAAGAACCGCCAUUUUAUAUUUGUGUUAUGUGGUAAAUUUUUGUGAAUCUACAAUAAUGCAUAGUUACUUGCUAUAUAUAUAAUGUUUUAUAACCUUUUCAUGUUUCUUUUCUUUAUUGUUUUGUAUUGUUUGUUACCUUUUUUUACAUAACUGUAUUCCAUAGUGGUAUUCUUAAUAAGCUGAACAGUGAAAGUGCAACAGCUUAAAUAAAUAAAACAAUUCAAUCUGUAAAACUUAACGUUAUUGUUUAAUGGAAUAGCAUAAAGUUUUAAGCUUAUAUUUUUAAGAUGUGAAUCCAUUGAUUUAUUAAGUUAAAUUAAUACAAUAAUGUUACAAUGCCAGUUAAAAAACCAUAACAUCAUGGUUAACAAACCACAUACACAUACAUGAUAUUGUCUUUUUAAUCUUGGAAAUUAUUAUAUAAAAUGUAUUUUUACUUACUAUAAAAACUGUAUUGAUAGUGCAAAGUUUAUUUCAGGCUUUGUUUAACCAAAUCCCUGUUUUGACCUUGCAUUGUUAUUUUUCUUGUAUUAAAUAUAAAAAUAUUUAAAGUUGUUGUUUUGUAA